Molecule: messenger RNA, 1485 nt
Organism: Triticum dicoccoides
Lineage: Eukaryota; Viridiplantae; Streptophyta; Magnoliopsida; Poales; Poaceae
Product: cytochrome P450 89A2-like
Exons: 2
Coding region: 1-1485 (494 amino acids)
Cellular component (GO): membrane
Molecular function (GO): oxidoreductase activity, acting on paired donors, with incorporation or reduction of molecular oxygen, NAD(P)H as one donor, and incorporation of one atom of oxygen; iron ion binding; heme binding
Source: RefSeq, a predicted model, not a curated record
AUGGAAUACGAGCUAAUAACUAUGUUGCUACUUCCUCUUCUGUUCUGCAUCAGCGCAGUUGCCGUCUUCCGACGUCGUGCUUGGGCUUUGGCCGUCCACGACGGUCAACAGCCGAUCAUCGAGAUCCGCGACCCUACCAUCGCCCGCCAGGCGCUCAUCGACCACGCCUAUGCCUUCUGCAAUCGACCGCUGAACAUAUUCCCCGUGGCCCUGGUCAGCGGGUGCCGCCGCAGUCAUAGUGACAACCUCACCUCUGUGCCCUACGGCCCGCGUUGGCGCGCUCUCCGGUGCACCCUCAACGCCGCGGUCCUCCACCCGUCACGUCUUGGACACAUGGACCCGCUGCGCCUCGAGGCCAUGGAUGCCCACGUUGCUGACCUCCGCCUCCGGUGCGGCGGUGAUAUUGUCGUCCGAGACAUCCUCAACGCGGCCGUGUUUCCGCUAGUGGCUCGCACGUGCUUCGGUGGUGGCGUGGACGACGGACACGUUCGCGCCAUGUGUGGCCUGCUCAAGGCCUUUGUGCUGGCCGUUGAUGGCACCAAGGACUUUGCCGGCUCCAAGACGGCGAAGUUGCUGCACUGGAGACAGUGGCGCCGGUUCCUUGCCUUCCGAGGCAGGCAGGCUGAGCUUUUUCUCCCUCUGAUCAACGCACGACGGAACGCUAACCGUCAUCUCGGGCUCAGCGGUGGCCUGCCGACAUAUCUAGACCUGCUCCUCGACGUCCGCGUCCCCGUCGACGACGACGACACAGCCUGUGGGAAGACCUUUCGCCCUCUCACAGACGACGAGCUGGUGAGCCUUGUCUCGGAGUUCCUCGGUGCUGGGCCAGGGACUGUGGUGUCCAGCAUGGAGUGGACCCUCGCCCACAUCGUGCUCCAGCCAGAGGUCCAGAACAACAUCCGUCGCGAGGUGGACGCCGUGGAGGGCGCACUGUCCGAGGCACGCGUCCGGCAGAUGAAGUACAUGCGCGCCGUCGUGCUCGAGAGCCUUCGACUCCACCCGCCGAUUCCGUUCGCGCUGCGCGAUGUCCCCAAUCAGGCGGUCGCCGCAGUCGUGGGAUGCCCCGGCGCCGUGCCGGCAGAGGGGAUGCGGGCGCACUUCAACCUGGAGAGCAGUGGCGGCAAUGGGUGGCAUCAUCGGCGACGGGGAUGGGAAAGGGGGGAGCUCACUGGGGCGGGCGGCGACGGGGAGAGGAGGCCAGCGACGGGAAAGGAGGACGGCGGGCUUGGGGAUGCCGGCGACGGGGACGGCGUGCGCGGGGUGGCACGUGGUGACGGGGACGACAGGCUCGGGGUGGCACAUGGCGACGGGGACAGCCGCAGGCUCGGGGCGGCACACGGCGACGGCGACGAGGAGGCGGGGCUCGGGGUAGGGCGGAUGGCAGCGAGCUCGGGGCAGGGCGGCCGACGACGGGUAGGAGGGCGCGACGACGACGACAGCGACAGGGCGCGGCGACGGCGACGGCGAUGGGGCAGGGCGCAGUGA